AUGGAGGAGAGAGAAAGCGUCUUUAGGCGGCAGUUGGUGAAAGUCCACAACGUCCCCCUGUUUUGGAGCAUUGCUGAGGAAUGGGCCCAGGUGGAGACCUUCCAAGCCAGGACAGAUGACCUUCUCAUCGCCACUUAUCCAAAAUCAGGCACUACCUGGAUUAGUGAAAUUGUGGACAUGAUCUAUAACGAUGGGGAUGUGGAGAGGUGUCAACGGGAUGCCAUUUUCAAUCGUGUCCCUUUCAUGGAGUUGAUCAUUCCUGGAAUGUCAAAUGGUGUCACACAACUGGCAGAAAGACCUUCUCCUCGAUUAGUGAAGACUCACCUCCCCGUGCAGCUCCUCCCCAAGUCCUUCUGGGAAAACAACUGCAAGAUGAUCUAUGUGGCCAGGAAUCCUAAGGAUGUUGCCGUCUCUUUUUACUACUUCCACCAGAUGGCAAAGAUGCACCCAGAACCUGGCACCUGGCAUGAGUUCCUGGAGAAAUUUGUGGCAGGGGAAGUGGUCUUUGGAUCCUGGUAUGACCAUGUAAAAGGCUGGUGGGAGAAGAAAAAGAGCCACCCUAUUCUGUAUCUCUUCUAUGAAGACAUGAAAGAGAACCCCAGAUGUGAGCUGCAGAAAGUGACCCAAUUUCUGGAAAAGGAAGUGACAGAGGAGGCACAGGAGAAGAUUCUUCACCACACCACCUUCCAGGAAAUGCAGAAGAACCCCACCUCCAACUAUAAGUUGCUGUCAACUGGCGAAAUGGACCACAGCGUGUCCCCCUUCAUGAGAAAGGGAAUCACAGGAGACUGGAAGAACCACUUCACAGUGGCUCAAAAUGAGAGAUUUGACAAGGAUUACACAGAGAAAAUGGCAGGAUCUACCCUGAAGUUCCAAAUGGAGAUCUGA
This is a messenger RNA of Euleptes europaea (tarantolino), 888 nucleotides long. RefSeq names its product sulfotransferase 1 family member D1-like. Gene Ontology annotation, molecular function: sulfotransferase activity. Gene Ontology annotation, cellular component: cytoplasm. Gene Ontology annotation, biological process: sulfation. The record is from RefSeq and is a predicted model, not a curated record. The transcript is spliced from 7 exons. The coding region runs from base 1 to 888 and encodes 295 amino acids. Lineage: Eukaryota; Metazoa; Chordata; Lepidosauria; Squamata; Sphaerodactylidae.